Octopus sinensis (East Asian common octopus) is the source of this 982-nucleotide messenger RNA. RefSeq names its product acetyl-CoA acetyltransferase, cytosolic-like. Gene Ontology annotation, molecular function: acetyl-CoA C-acetyltransferase activity. Gene Ontology annotation, biological process: fatty acid beta-oxidation. The record is from RefSeq and is a predicted model, not a curated record. Bases 299 to 982 code for a protein of 227 amino acids. NCBI's taxonomy places the organism in Eukaryota, Metazoa, Mollusca, Cephalopoda, Octopoda, Octopodidae. The transcript is spliced from 6 exons.
GAAACUUUUAUGUGCUUGGAUCGUGUUUUUGUUGUUUCUGCCUUUCGCUCUCCUAUCGGCUCUUUUAAUGGAUUAUUAUCAAGCUGUGGUCCAGUACAGUUGAGUGAGGCUGUUAUAUCAUAUGCACUAAAAGAAUGUGAAUGCGAUCCAAAAGAUGUGGAUGAAUUAAUAAUGGGGCAUGUUCUGACUGCCGGUAUAUUUUUGUUAAUGAUUACUUGUAGGCUUGGGUCAAAACCCAACACGACAAUUAUCACUUAAGAUAGGAAUUCCAAACACAUCUCCCGCGUAUAGUGUUAACAUGUUGUGUGGAUCUGGGCUACAAGCCAUUAUUCUUGGAUUCAAAUCGAUCAAAUAUGAUCAGAUGAAUGUGGUUGUCGCAGGUGGAAUGGAAAGUAUGUCAAAUGCCCCACAUACUUCCAAUCUCAGAAAGUCUGUCAAAUUUGGUUCUGUUGAGUUUACAGACACUGUACUGAAUGAUGGGCUCAUGUGUGCCAUGAGUAAAGUUCACAUGGGUGUCACUGCUGAGCAUGUAGCUAAGAUUGCCAACAUAACACGGGUAGAGCAGGACGAAUUUGCUUUUAAUUCUCAACAAAAAUGUGGAAAUGCUAUGAAAAUGGGGUUUUUUAAUUCUGAGAUUGUUCCUAUUACAAUAUCUGUCAGUCGAUCUGAAAAUAAAAUGAUAACACAAGAUGAAUUUCCCAAGCCUAAUACAACAAUUGAAGCUUUGGGGGCGUUAAAGCCCUGUUUCGUCAGAGAUGGGAGCGGAACGGUGACCCCGGGGAAUGCCUCUGGAAUAAAUGAUGGAUCUGCAGCCGUCGUUUUAAUGAAUCAUAAGCAAGUUGAACGAAGAGGUUUAAAGCCUAUUGCCGAGAUUAUUUCAUAUGCAUCUGUCGGUUUGGAGCCAAUGGAAAUGGGUUUAGGCCCUGUCCCUGCUGUUAGGAUGGCGGUUUGUAGUUGGAAUUUUGAUUAUUUAGCUGAGUAA